GGGGCGGGGUCUCGGCUGAGGCAUGCGCCCUGCUCCCUCCCCCCCUGCCCUCCCGCUGGGAGAGGGGAGGCGGGCUGAGCCCGGGCGAGCCAGCUGGGGAGCGCGGCGCCGCUGCGGAGGGGCUGCCGGCUGCCGCCAGGCAGGGCACGGCACGGCGCGGGCAGCGGCGCGGGGAGAGGAUGCCCCCGGCCGGGGGACGACCCCCGCGGCUGCGCUCGGGCCAGGGCAACCGCCGCCGCUGCGGGGGCCGGAGCAACGAGGCGUGGGGAGCCGACUCGGAGCCCCGGGCACGGAGCCGCAAGGUCCCUUAGCCUGUGGUCCAUGAUGCCGGCGACCAGCCCUCCAUAAGGGGCUCUGCUCUCUGCCCGGGGCCCUGGGGCUCCCCUGGAGGAUGUCCGUGCUGCCCCCGGCCCUGCGUGCGUCCGUCCCCAGCCAGCUCCCUCGGGCCCCUGGCCCGGCCCCCGCCCUGCACCAUGAAGGAUGAGGAGGGGCUGCAUAGGAACGCCGUGGCCUGGCUAGCGUGCGCCGGAGUCUCGCUGCUGGCCAAUGCCUGGGGCAUCCUGAGUGUCAGCGCCAAGCAGAAGAAAUGGAAGCCCCUGGAGUUCCUCCUGUGCACGCUGGCCGGCACCCACAUGCUCAACAUCGCCAUCCCCAUCACCAUGUACGCCGUGGUCCAGCUGCGGCGCCAGCACUCUGACUACGAGUGGAAUGAGGGGCUCUGCAAAGUGUUCGUGUCCACUUUCUACACCCUCACCCUGGUCACUUGCUUCUCGGUCACUUCUCUGUCUUAUCAUCGCAUGUGGAUGGUCCGGUGGCCGGUCAAUUACCGGCUGAGCAACACCAAGAAGCAGGCGGUGCACACGGUGAUGGGCAUCUGGAUGGUGUCCUUCAUCCUGUCCACCCUCCCCGCCGUGGGCUGGCACGACACCACGGAGCGCUUCUAUGCCCACGACUGCCGCUUCAUCGUCACGGAGAUCGGGCUGGGCUUUGGGGUCUGCUUCCUGCUGCUCAUCGGCGGCAGCGUGGCCAUGGGCGUGGUCUGCACCGCCAUCACCCUUUUCCAGACCCUCUCCCUGCAGGCCGGCCACAACCUGGACCGCAACAAGUUCAACGUGCCCACCAUCGUGGUGGAGGACGCCCAGGGCAAGCGCCGCUCCUCCAUUGACGGCUCGGAGCCCCUCAAGACGUCCCUGCAGAUCACCUACCUGGUGGCCGGGAUCGUCUUCCUCUACGACUGCCUCAUGGGCUUCCCCGUGCUGGUGGUGAGCUUCACCAGCCUCAAGUCGGACACUUCCUACACCUGGAUGGCUCUGUGCAUGCUCUGGUGCUCAGUGGUGCAGUCCCUCCUGCUCCCCCUCUUCCUGUGGGCCUGUGACCGCUAUCGGGCCGACAUCAAGGCCGUCUGGGAGAAGUGUGUGGCCCUCAUGUCCAAUGAUGAAACAGAUGAAGAGACCAGCCUGGAUGGGGGCCUCCACACAGACCUGAUGUAUGAGCGCCCCUUUGAGUACGGCUACAGGGGUGACUUCCUUGCCCUGGACCACAUUGCCAAGUAUGACUUCUCUGCCUUGGAGAGGGGGAUCCCUCAGCUUUACCCACUGCAGCCCAUCCAGGAGGACAAGAUGCAGUAUCUUCAGGUAAGAGGGGGAAAGAAGGAAGAAAGGGAGGGACCCCCACUGCCCACGUCCCCCAGGGGGCUACCUCUUCUCUCUGAGAACCAAAAGAUAUUCUCCAAAGUUAUUUCCAUAUCCAUUUCAUUUUCCAAGAAAACAGAGAGGUAACAUCCUUCCCUAGAAUUGGAAACAUGUGAGACCCUAUAAGUUCUCUCCAAUUACACAGCUUAUUCUUCAUUUCUAGUCCUAGCUGAUUCUAUUUUCCUCUAGACCAGAUGAUCUUAACUUGGAGUCCUUGAAUUUGGUUGUUUAAAAAAU
Messenger RNA from Sarcophilus harrisii (Tasmanian devil), 1928 nucleotides. It is a transcript of the gene GPR153, whose product is annotated as G protein-coupled receptor 153. Gene Ontology annotation, molecular function: G protein-coupled receptor activity. Bases 474 to 1778 code for a protein of 434 amino acids. Gene Ontology annotation, cellular component: membrane. Lineage: Eukaryota; Metazoa; Chordata; Mammalia; Dasyuromorphia; Dasyuridae. The transcript has 5 exons. Gene Ontology annotation, biological process: G protein-coupled receptor signaling pathway. The record is from RefSeq and is a predicted model, not a curated record.